Molecule: messenger RNA, 697 nt
Organism: Astrephomene gubernaculifera
Lineage: Eukaryota; Viridiplantae; Chlorophyta; Chlorophyceae; Chlamydomonadales; Astrephomenaceae
Source: the annotation of a GenBank genome assembly
CUCUCUUUUCGGCUGCUUCGUCCCAACACGUCGUGAAGCCUUCGCUCUGCGUCGGCAGAUAUACAGCGGGCACAAUGGGUUCCCUCGUUCAGGGAGAUGACUUCCAGCACAUUCUGCGUCUGCUGAACACGAACGUGGAUGGCAAGAACAAGAUUAUGUACGCCAUGACGGCCAUCAGGGGUAUGGGCCGCCGCUUCGCCAACCUGGUCUGCAAGAAGGCUGAGGUUGACCUGAAGAAGCGCGCUGGCGAGUGCUCCGCCGACGAGCUGGAGCGCAUGAUGGGCAUUGUGGCUAACCCCCGCGCCUACAAGAUCCCCGACUGGUUCCUGAACAGGCAGAAGGACCACAAGACGGGCCGCUUCAGCCAGCUGACCUCGUCGGCCCUGGACACCUACCUCCGUGAUGACCUGGAGCGCCUCAAGAAGAUCCGCAACCACCGCGGUCUGCGCCACUACUGGGGCCUGCGCGUGCGCGGCCAGCACACCAAGACCACGGGCCGUGCCGGCAAGACCGUGGGUGUGGCCAAGAAGAAGUAAGCGGCUGCUCAGCUGCUGUCGUCUUCGGAGGCUGGGGCGAGCAGGAAGCGCACUUGCGGCGUCAGCGGCGCGUUGGUGCUGGUGGCGCUAGUUCAGGGCGCUUUGCAGCAGGAUCGGGCUCAGGGUGUACUGCACGGCGGUUGUGUAACAGUCGUCGAGAG